UGGUGCGACUCGGUUGGUAGGUAGCUGAGAUGGUUCGUUCCGAACCUCGUGUUUAUUAAUGGUCUUUCCUUCUUUUGCCCGGUGCACAGCUAGUACGAAGUAUUGGAAGCUCUAUUGCUGCUGCGUGGCUCAAUGAUUUCUCGAACUCGUGCUCGGCUGGGCAGGUAGCAGAGCCACCUCUGCUACUUAGUGUCCGCGAUUCCGAAUCGUUAGCAUCAUCGCCAUGGGUUGGACUUGGACUGCCUUCCUGCUGACCUACCUCCUCGGAGGCAUUACAUUCAUCCCGCUGCUUGUUGCAGUCGUCUUCGCCCAUGCCUACUACACCCUCCCCUACCGUGAGGAUGGCAGCGCAGCGCAAGCCUCGGCAAACGAUCACGACCUGAUCCAGCCAGGCGACGACCUUGAUCCUCUCAAGGCGGCACAGAAGGAUGGCGCCAGAGCAAGGGCACUUCACCAUGACUCCGACGUUGCGGCCGGCUAUUUUGCCGUCUGUCGCGAGUACACGCCCAUGGGAAUCAACGCUAAGCCCAUUGAACGGUCAACUCCCGUCGGGUCCGCCACGGUAGCCGCGCCUAGCCCAAGUGUCUAUCAGACCAUGUACCGCAGCAUCUUUGAUCGGAGAGCCGGUCCCGGUCCGUUAGACAACAAGAAUGGCGUCAGUCAACGCCCGAAGAAGGCUGGAAACGUCUUCUACGUGGUGCUUAGACACGGACAUUUGAUGCUUUUUGACGAUGACGAGCAGCUGGAAGUGCGCCACGUCGUAUCUCUCGCGCAUCACGAUAUCAGCAUAUACUCGGGGGAGCCUGUCACGCCAGAGGGAGAGCUAUGGAUCAAACGCAAUGCCAUCUGCCUCUCACGGCGGACUGACGGACCGGAGUUAGGUCCAGACAGUCAAGUCUCCAAGCCAUUCUACCUGUUCUCCGAAAACUGCUCUGCCAAGGAAGACUUCUACUUUGCCCUGCUGCGGAAUCAAGAGCAGACGUUUGCCGCAGAGAACAGGGCGCCGACGCCCAUCCAAUUUGACGUCAAGAACAUUAUUUCGCUAGUUCAGAAACUCCAUUCAUCCGAGGAGCAUAUGCAGACCAGGUGGUUAAAUGCCGUGAUUGGAAGACUGUUCCUGGGUGUCUACAAAACCAAGGACAUUGAGAACUUCAUCCGGGCAAAGCUCACAAAGAAGAUUUCACGAGUAAAGCGUCCAUCCUUCCUGUCCAACAUAGCCAUCAAAGCCAUCGACACGGGCGAUUCAGCACCAUACAUCACAAACCCUCGCCUCAAGGACCUGACGGUCGAGGGAGAGUGCGGGCUCGAGGCUGACAUCCGUUACACCGGCAAUUUCAGGCUUGAGGUGGCAGCAACCGUUCGCAUAGACUUGGGGUCUCGUUUCAAAGCCCGCGAGGUAAACAUAGUUCUGGCUGUCGUAUUGCGGAAGUUGGAAGGGCACGCUCUAUUCAAAAUCAAACCUCCACCCAGCAACCGCAUCUGGUUCUCCUUCCAGCAGGCGCCAAAGAUGGAGAUGACAAUUGAGCCCAUUGUCAGCUCCCGGCAGAUCACCUAUACCGUCAUACUCCGCCAGAUAGAAAGUCGGAUCAAAGAGGUGGUUGCAGAAACGCUCGUUCUACCGUUCUGGGACGACACACCUUUCUUCAGCACCGAGCACAAAAAGUGGAGGGGCGGGAUCUUCCACGAUGAUACAGUGCAGCCAUAUACCGACCUCGAGUCCUCUGCCGCGCAAAUGGGGGACCUGGCCGAGGUGGAACGCCUUGAAGAGAGUCAUGGAAUCCAAGAACCCGAGCUACCGGCCAUGGAAAAGAGCCAAAGCGUGCCCGUUCUCGAGAAGAAACCUUCGAUUACCCUCUUUGGGAGGAUGUCGAGCAAGAGCAAGACUGACUUGGCAUCUUCUCUCUCGGCGUCCCCUUCGGCGUCCUCAACAAGUAUCGAGGUCAAGAGCGAGCCGCAGAAAGAGGUGAAGAGUGAACCUAAAGGCGAAUCCAAGAGCGAGCCAGUUUCGCCUCCUCCGAUAUUCUCGCAUUCGAUUGCCCAACCCUCGUCCCCUACAGUCGGUACCAUCGCUACGCAUGCGGACCACUUUAAGCCAUCCUCUCCACCCACUGGGAGCCCCGCGGCAUCAGCAAUGGCGACUCUAUCGGCGAAGUCUCACCCCCCGUCCCCAGCUCAAAGUGCCAACUUGAACGCCUUUAAGCCCUAUGUGACGUCCAAGUCCUCCAAAACAGACAGCCACUCCUCAGCAUCAUCCCAGGAGGCCACGGAUCCGGAUAAAAACAGAGACAAGACACCGCAAGCCCGACGGAACACUGCCUCAUCUACAGGAAGUCACCACAGUGACAGUGGCUCGUCACUGUCUGCAGGAGACUUGGCCCACAGCCAGCCGAGUUCUGUCACAAGGGGCUUCUUUGGCCGCCGUGGGACAGCGUCCUCAAUAUCGUCUGCGUCAGAACCUGGCACCAAUAAUAACGAGUCGCAGAAGAGGACUGCUCUAGCUGCCGUGACCAACGCGGCUGCAUCUGCAAAGCGGUGGGGACUGAAUGCCUUCCAGCGGCGGCUUAACGAUGGAGCAGCCGCAAAUUACAGCAAGCCUACACAUAGUACGUCGUCACUUGACCUCAACCAGCCAAUGGGGCGCGGGCAGCCGCUGCCACCACCCGGCGUACCUCUCCCGAUGCCGGACAAGAAGACCGCGACCGCACCGAUUCAGGUACCAAGGCGAAAACCAGUACCUCCACCGCCGAUGGAAGAGCACAACGAAUCCGCAAGUCAGAACAGCGAGCAACACCCAUUGCCACCCCCUCUCCCCAAGAGACGCCACUAUCAUGGCGAGCAGGCGGAUGAUGGGGAUGGCAUGCUCGUGGUCGCCGCACCUGCCGAUUCCGAACCGACAACUCCGCUAAGCGCCUCGCAUGGCCCGUCAUAUAUGCAACCGUGGGUGGAAGACGUUGAGAAUUCUGAUGAUAUUGCUCUACCAACAGCUGUAGGGGAGCCGGGAUCCGAGCCAUCGUCACUGACGAUGGCAACCGCAGCGGUUCCAUCAGAUGAUCCGGUUGGACCUCUGCCCAACGAUGAUGAGGAAGACUACUCCGCUUGGAUGGAUAAUACAUUGACCGAGGAAACAUGACUCCACAAAGCCUAGGCCUGUUGGAGGAUUUGGAUUGUGUACGAUGCAUACUGGUUAGCGGAUUAUGGUUCUUGGCGUGGCGUUCGGACUUGGGCCCGGGAAGACUUCUCAGCACACUGGUUGGGGCUCUCUAUACGAUUAUAGGGACACGGCGCUUUGGAGGACAUAAUGGGAGCAGGUUGGCCCUUCCGACCAUGAAUAUAAGAGUCAAUGGAACAAGUCACUAUCUCUGCUGAGAGCCGUGAAUUUCAGGUUUGGUGCCCAGGUGAGAGCGGCCAAGUGGAUCUAGACGGGAGGGAUGCCGCAGGGGCUGUAAGGUAGCCCAACAACAGCCGUUAUUCCAUUCAACACAGCAUAUGUCUUGCAUUACCAGAGAUUGGUCGAAAACCUAUGGUUCCCCCCUCGCCAGGUUCGACCCGGUCUCCGGAUCUUGCCCUGCCCCCCAAACCACAUAUUGAUUUCAAGGGC
Messenger RNA from Canariomyces notabilis, 3598 nucleotides. RefSeq lists its product as uncharacterized. The transcript is spliced from 2 exons. Gene Ontology annotation, cellular component: endoplasmic reticulum. Lineage: Eukaryota; Fungi; Ascomycota; Sordariomycetes; Sordariales; Chaetomiaceae. The coding region runs from base 224 to 3130 and encodes 968 amino acids. The record is from RefSeq and is a predicted model, not a curated record. Gene Ontology annotation, molecular function: lipid binding.